Molecule: messenger RNA, 14139 nt
Organism: Paramuricea clavata
Lineage: Eukaryota; Metazoa; Cnidaria; Anthozoa; Malacalcyonacea; Plexauridae
Source: the annotation of a GenBank genome assembly
AUGUGUAUUCUUGCACUGUCAGGUCUAUUGGUGAGCUUGAGCAAUGCUGAUACAUUUUUACACAGUCCCAGAGGUUCUAACAAUCGCUUGAAUGGAGCAGGCGUUAACAGAGGAAACAAUAAUCGAAUGUACAAUUCUCAGGUGAGCUUCGAUCAAACUUCAAAUUAUUUGCAUUCCCUCCAUUCGUAUAAUCAUAAACAUUUGAAAAAUGCAGCAAAUUUAAUUCUGGAAUCCUAACAGCUAAUCACGAUAUCUGCUUGAUGUGGAUAUCGGUUAGGAUUAAUUAGAUACGAUUAAUACGCAAGGCCUAUCUUUUAGUGAGGAAGGAAAAUUGUAGUACCUGGAGAAAAACUCUCGACAUACAGACGAGAACCAGCGAAACUAUACUUGCUGUAAAUGACUUGAUUCUUUCAAGUACAGGGUCACCAAACUUAAUUAGCAAAACGGCGUGCCUUUGACUGCGAUUGCACGCUUAACUUAGACGUAUAUACUAUAAGAGGCACCUGUCUAACCGCAACAGCCACCCAUGCAGGCUUCCGUGUUUUUUGCAAGCAACUAGGCUACAUAUAUACACAUGAUCAAGACUACAUUUUCAUAUAUUUCUAGAACAACGCUAAGGGUGGUUACAAUGUAGGUGACAAAGACCAAAAAUCAAACAGCGAGGAGACACAAUUUAACAUGGUACGUAUAAGAGCUGCAAGGCUGCUGUAAGACCAUAAAUUGUAAUUUUUAUAUAAGGCUGAAUUUUUAUCAUAUUUGUUUUUUCAUCAAUUUUUAUCGACACGAAAGAUAAAAAAUCCUGCAAAAUGCAAAAUGUUUUAAAAAUGCAAAAUGCAAAAUGUUUUAAAAGUACAGUAGCUAUAAUGUAUAACCUAAGUAGCAAGUUAAAUUUUCCUCAAUAUUUUGAUCCAUAUCAGUAGUAAACAGAAUUCUGUUGAUGUAAUAUGAAUACCAAUAUACCCUUCGUCAUUUUAAUCAUACAUAGGUUAGCAAGUUAGGAAAAGAUUAUCCUUGCAGCGUUAUUGAGUUUUGUAUGAGUAUAACAAUAUAGUUCAAGACAGCUGACUGUUAUGUUCCUUAUUCUUUACUAUAUAAUAUCCCUGGGAAUAUAAAAUUUCCACGAAGCAGGUAUUCCCACAAAGCUUGCCAGAACUAAACUGGCCGAUUGUUGAUUACAAAUUGAUUCAAACAAAUAAUGAUGUGGCUUGAUGAAUUUAACCUCAUAUUUACAGAAUAUCGCGGAAAUUAGUGGCUGCAGUCAAUGCAGUUAUUUGACUACUGGUUUCCAAAAUCCCAUUCCAAACCAAAUUCCAAAUUCUUAUCAGUCGAACUCCCAUUUCGUGGUUAACGAAAGACAUAUUCCAGCUCCUAUUUUAACCAUUCGCAACACUCUGUGCAUUUGAACAUUUACAAAGCAUCCUAAAGUUAUGAAAUAUUUUCAGAACUAUUUCCAAAGUAGCAAAGGCUAUGCAAGUUCUGCAGGUCUUCAAGGAAAAUCUCUGCUUACAAUCGAGUGGACCAAUCAACAUGGCUGUAAUGAUCGAGAUUUAAACUGUAACUUUGUUCUUCAAUAUCGAUGUCAAGAUGACGCAAACAAUCAGAAAUUGAAUCAACACUCAAUGAGGAAUGGUAAGAAAAAUUAUACUCUACCGUAAACAGGGUACCAAAAAUUAACGACAUUGGGGGUGACUGGAAAGAUCUAUGCAAUGGAAUUGCAAUCAUAUAAUAAAUCAAAAGUAAAUAUUUAUUACAUUCAGUUAAAACAUUAAUUAUUGACCAAAGCUUGCUGUAAUCAACCAAUGCUCAAGACCGUGAGAUUAUUCAACGUCUCUAAUAUGCCCCUCUUACUCUAUAAGUUCUCGCCAGUUUUUUCCUGUUUAAAUUUCUAACCUGAGGGGUAAAGUUACAGGAUGGUAAUAACAACAACUAUAUAUAAGUUAAGUUUAGCAAGGCGGAGAAAUAUUAUCAGCAAUAUGAGAGAGUGGGCAGGUGAAUCAUUUUUUUUGUUUCUCACUGCUGAGUUUAAGCUUUAAGUAUAUUAUUCAAUUGUUCAAACACUCAUUAAUAAUUCAUAAGCUUAUUGGCAAAUCAUGUCAACUAUAAUAUGUCACGUGCAGUGGCUUUAAACCUGAUAAAACACUCCUAAUUAGUAUUCUUUAUAUAAAGAAUACUAAUAAGGCAGUAUCUAUUGUUGUCGUGUCCUCAUUAGUAUUUUUUUAUAUAAAGAAUACUAAUAAGGCGGUAUAUCUAUUGAAUUUGUAUAGUCGUGUUUGAAGCCGUUUAAUAAACUCGCAAGUCGUGUUUUAUUAGGUCUAAAGCCACUCGCGCUGCGCGCUCGUGUCUUUAAACCUAAUAAAACACUCCUGUUCGUUUAUUAAACAGUACAUAAACCAUUUAAUAAAUAAUGAUUUCUUUCGAGGAGUUCAUAAUAUAUACUGAAUAAUUGUCAAGGACAUGCACGUAGCAGUCAAAUCUGGUUAGUGAAUAACAAACGCGCAAACAUACACGAGUAAGUAUGAUCUUCUGCCUGAGGUUAUAACGUCGUACUUUAAUGCCUGAAAAAUAGAAGUAAACAUUUGGCUAUAACCUUCUUAACAAAAACUCUUUUCCAAUAGGGUGUACAUUAUGUAACGUUUUGACUGCCUUUGACACCCCUCCCCCCGUCCAAAGGUUAUUUUGUGGGGAUUUCAAUGGUGGUUUUCGUUUAAAAGGGGGGUAUAAAUACUCACCGAGGUAUUUACAUUAGAAACAUUGAAUCGUAAUGUAAUGCGAAGCCAGUUGUCGGAAGGGAAUAAAUUAACAAAUAAAGGAUUGUGUUUAAAUGCGUUUUAAUCAUAGGCAGCCCAAUGUUAUGGUUGCCUGCCUGCGCGCGGGCGAGGCAUUGUAUAGUUGUAUUAUUUCCUAAGGUAGGCAAAUGCAAUCAAACUAACGAUACAUCUACCUUCAAACAAUCCAAAAUACUUCAAAUAUCUUUACAACUACGCUAAAAUAAUCACGGAAAUAAAAUCUACGAUACUUUUACUAUAUACUAACAAUAUUUUAACGUACAAAACAAAUUUGUAAUGCGAGAAAAAUACGAAAAGUUUUUGCAUUUUUUUUCAGUUUUUGAAUGAGACGAUGCUGGAUUCGCGCUCGACGUUUUUGAUAGCGUUUCAAAUGACGAAUUUCCAAUCUCAUUGGCUGUCAUCUUUACGGUUUUAAAACGUCGAAAUGACAGCCAAUGAGAUUGGAAAUUCGUCAUUUGAAACGCUAUCAAAAACGUAGAGCGCGAAUCCAGCAUCGUCUCAUUCAUAAACUGAAAAAAAAUGCAAAAACUUUUCGUAUUUUUCUCGCAUUACAAAUUUGUUUUGUACGUUAAAAUAUUGUUAGUAUAUAGUAAAAGUAUCGUAGAUUUUAUUUCCGUGAUUAUUUUAGCGUAGUUGUAAAGAUAUUUGAAGUAUUUUGGAUUGUUUGAAGGUAUAUGUAUCGUUAGUUUGAUUGCAUUUGCCUACCUUAGGAAAUAAUACAACUGUACAAUGCCUCGCCCGCGCGCAGGCAGGCAACCAUAACAUUGGGCUGCCUAUGUUUUAAUUCGGGAUUUAAAUUAAUACAAAGUAUUUCAUUUCUCCAAGGACGCGUAACCAAUACUCCACAAUAUACGAAAAUUACGUACACUACACGCUCAAGUAAGAACACUUACUUGAAUUAUGAUUCAGCCGGUUAUGCUCGAGGUCUUCAUGAAUCCUGGGAGUGGUAUGAUAAAUGCGUCAAAAGAAGUCGUAAUCAAGGUGAGUUCCAUGUUUGCGAAAACAAACAGGCUAAAAAUAGCCCAAUAUGAGUUCUAAAACUAAAAUAAAGCCAAAGUAAGAAUAAUAUACAGCAUAUAGGCGUGGGAAAAUUUCAAUUAUGCAAAUUUAUCUCUUGGUUUGUGAAAAUACUAUAAACAGUACCUUUUAAUUAUAUAGAAUAUUAGCAGAGUUUUGUAUAGUAUGCCAAGGAACUGCUUUUUCGAUAAUAAUCUAUAAACCUGUGGCUGCCUUAAACGUGUUUAUCUUUCAGUUGGUGUCAUGCUUCCUGGCCAUCAGCAAACAUUUUUAUUAUUGACAUCUCUUAAUUCUGAAGUUGAAAACAUAUAUUCUUACCCGCUUUUUAAUUAGUUAAUUUAAAUACAGUGUAAAUUUUUACUGCCAGCCAAAGCUCAUUGAGAAAGUUUUUUAACCACAGCAAUUAUGCUUCUUUCGUUUUCUUAUUUUUGGUUUGGUUUGGUUUGGUUUUUGGUUUUUUUGUUUUGAAACUCGGCAGUCUUGUACUAGUUGUAGGACAAUAUAAGUACCACAUUGCCCACGGAUAAUACAUACAUACAUACAUACAUACACUUUAUUUCAACACGGAAGAAUCAUCAGUACAAGAAUAAAAUACACAAAUUUAUUAUGUACAAUGUUAGUCAAAAGAUAAAAAUAAUAAUUACUGUUUUACAUGAUUGCCGUGCAAGAGUCCAUAUACUCAGUAUACUAUAGGAAGUUAGUCAAUUCGACUUUGAAUGAAUUUAGAGAAGGGGCUGAUCUGAGCUGUUCUGACAAGCUGUUCCACAGGGAAGCACCACUGUAGCUGAAAGAACGUUUUUAAUAGUCUGUUUGGGGUUUUGGAACAGACAAUUUAUUUAGAGAAUUUCUCAGAUCACGGCUGCAAGUAUUGAGGAGCACAAUUAUUAUUAACUUUGUACAUUAGGAUAGCUUUUUGCUUCAUGCGAUUUUUUGCCAAAACACUCCAUCCCAACUCAGAAAGUAGGGAUGCUGACGAAACCUCAUACGAGGACUUGGUCAUUACCCUAGCCGUACGAUUUUGCAGCUUUUGUAGUUUCUCACCCAGUUUUAAACCAAUACCAUCCCACACUGGAGAGCAAUAAGUAAAAUAGGGCUCGACCAGGCCCCUGUAUGCCUUCACAGCCGUUUCUCUAUUGAUGAAAGGUAAUUACUCGAUUAGGCAAUGAAAUUACUCGAUUAGUCAAAGCAAUUUCUUUCCACAUAAUAAACAAAACUUGCUCACCUCAACCGUUCGGCCUUUAUGGGAAAAUAUUAAACAUCAGCCAUACUGUAUUGAUCAUGCUGUAUUGACCUGUAUUGAACUAAGUUGUUAAUAUGACGCUAGCCUUUAGCCACAUCUCCCGCAAAUAUACGUCCACAACUUGUUAGCCUACUAUGACAUCAUACGUCCAGUAUAUAAGAAGCUGAGUUGCGUCUGUUGAUCAUCCCUAGCAGGGCCGGAUUACUUCUGCCGUCUUUCACAAAAUUCAGCAAUCUUUUAGUAUUUAAUGUGAUUUUUUUGGCCUCGCUCUAUGGAGCCCCUUGCCCAAAGAAGGAACAAAAAAAAAUGUUUGCGACCCUGCUUUUGGAGCCUCGCUUUUCAAAACUUGGUGCCUCGUGCUUCUCUAUUUGGAGGCUUCGCUUUUAGGGGCCUUGGACUCUUUGGGGCCCCGCGCUGUUUGGAUCCUGCGCUGAAACAGGAAACAAAAGACCCGUUUCAAUCCCGGCUAUUGGAGACCUCGAUUUUUAAAUUUUGGAGCCUGACGUUUUCUGAUGACCUUGGGCUGUUUGGGGCCCCGCGCUGAAACAGGGACAAAAAAACGUUUGGGUCCAGCUUGAUGGGGCCCUCGCGUUUUCUGGGGGAUUUGGGCUCUUUAGGGCCCCGCACUGGCGCACUGUUUGGGUCUCCAACUGAAAGAUGGAACAAAAAAAUUCAGAAAAAAAUAGGAGAGAGUAAGCGCGGGGCCCCCAAAAGCGCGGGGCCCGUGGCAUAUGCCGCUUCUGCCAUAUGGUUAAUCCGGCACUGAUCCCUAGCCUGAAAACAGACCUACGUUUCGCCCGCCCUAAAAUGCGCGGGUGCACGGAAAGGGCGAAACGUAGGUAUGAUGAAAAUGUUGUCAAAAUCGCCUUCCGCCCACUUUGUAUUUUGCAAUAAUUAACGAUGAUAAUUGACACAUUUAUAUGUAACACCUAAAAAUGCAAUUUAAGUUGUCGAUUCUCUUUAUUGAAAGUUUGUAAACAAAGUAAUAGUUGAUAAGUAUAUAUAGAGAUGUUUGAAUAAAUAUUAAAAAUAUUGGUAACCCCAUGCUGUUGCUUUUAUGUACUCUUGACUCUCUAAGCAAACAAUUACAGCUAGUAAUAAUACAACAUUUUCAAAACAUUCUAUACAUGCAAUAAAAUCUGCCUACGCAAAUUUGGCAAUGGGCAUGUCCAAUUGUUGAAUUGCACCCAAACAGUUACAAUUUAUGCAUUUUGAAACCGCCAUACAAUGCUAAAAUGUGCAUCAAAUAUUUUGUACGUGCUAUGUUAUCAAAAUGUAUAUAAUAAACGCACUAUUGCGCUGACACAUAUUUGUAUCAUUUAUUAUGAUUAUAACAAAAUGUAGAUAGUGUGAAAAUUAUUGUAUUGUAUAUUACAACGGAAAGACACAACGCUGAAGUAUUUGACACGUACUGCUCUACUUCCCUGCAGUUUUAAUUUUAGAUGGUAGAUACUGUUAGACUAGUUGCCGUUCGGCUUCACAAUAUAUUUAGAAUAUUACACUAUGGGCAUAUUAUAUGCGUUGAUAAUAGCGUUGAAAUAUAUUCUGAUUUUUCAAAUCUUUUCAUGUUAGCGACCAAUCAAUCACAACCCAUUUCCCUGUGGAUUAGCCAAUCAGCUAUUGCGACCACCAGGCGGUCGGAUUCCACAGCAUUUUGACAUGAUUUUCCUCAGACCUUCUUUUUGCCUUUUGCUAGCCCUCCCGUAAGCAUCCCACCCGCAAAUUUUAGGGCGAGCAAAACGAAGGUCUGUGUUCAGGCUGGAUCAUCCGUGAUGAAGACACAAGAGCAGAGUUACCAAUUUCUUGGUUAAUUUAAUUCCACUAGUUGAUGAGCCCACACAAGCGGAACAACUAAUGAUGCAUCACAAUUUUAUUUAGAUUGUUCUUUCUCUUAAUUUACAGGACUAUUCACAGCUGAUCAGAAACUGAACGGUCAGACAAGUAUUUACACUCGUCAAAAUGCAAAUGGUGCUCGCAGUGGUUAUGAAUGUCCCGAGGAACGAGAUUACUAUCCUUACUGGCAUCCUACAGACUGGACUGAUAUAGCGGUGUUUGCUUAUAAUGAAAGCAUGUGUAAAUAUUAUCAGAAAGAGAGUUUCAAUGUAAAAAAUAAAGGUUAGCCUUGUAAAACAGUUAUGAACUGACGUAAUUUCCCAAUAUAGCUAAAGUUAUUCUAAUUAAGUUUACAUUGAUCAACGGAUUAGAUUUUUCUUCGCAUCACUGUGGUAUGACUAUAUCAUCAUAAUAUUAUGUUAUGGCUGUUACGGCCACUAUAGGAUUGCAACAUCCACUCCAAAAACGUUUCAAUUUCAGUUUUUUUUUACUAAUUCUAGCAUUUAACAUUUGUACUGAGAUGUUUGUUGUUUCUGUUUUGAACUACAAUAAUAUAGUAGUGUAUUUCACAUCAAUCGGCAUGGGAUUUCUAUUAAGAGCACUGAUUAUUUAUAUUACUUCUACUAAAAUCUGCUCUACGUAAAAGAAAAAAUGCGAUAAUGAAUAAUUAUGUUAAUUAACACGGUUUACUGAUAUUUCAAGCGAGGUUUUGAUAUUUUCUGAACAUUCUUAAAAUAGUUUUUAUCUCUUUGUCGCAGGGGAGUGCCUUCAAUAUUACCCAUCGAAAGCCAACGGUUUCCGCCAUGACUCGGUGUAUAACAACGAAAUUGACUGCAAAAAAAAUAAAGGGUUCUGGGUUUCAUUCAGCAACUAUUUAGAAGAAUACCCCAAGUAUCAAACAGAAGCAAAAUGUAAAGCUGGAAGUUCUGGCCAACUACCUCUGAAAUGGGACAUUCCUUACCGCUCUGAAGAUAUUGAUAAUUUAAAAAUGACUGGUGAUAAUGUGGAAUCAUUAAAGCGUUGUUUGGUCGCUCUUGAUACGCCAGAAUGCACCAAAGCUCCAUAUACAAGAUCAAACCAUUUAGGAAAUGUCGAAGGUGUCGUUCCUUUCCGUUACACUUGGGCUCUUCCACAUUUUCCAUCUGGUCGUGUACAAAGAUGCGUUCUGAGAUUGAGGUUAGUUAUAAAGUUGUAAUAAUUUUUCUACUCCUAAUUUAUAGUGUAUUUAUUUAAUGACUUAGCUUUUACAAGCAGGAAUUUUGGGGAACGAUGCGUAAAGCUUACGUAACAUUUUUACUACAAGAAAAUGCGUUUAGACCGUUAAGUUCUUGUCUGUCUAAUCUUGCCUGUCUUUCUGAGGAUCUGUGUAAUCUGGCGAUAUUAUAUACUUUAAAGGUAAAUCGCCAUUCCGAAUUAGUAUCCUCGCCCUGGGCUUACGCCCGGAAGGCGCUCUGCGCCGUUGAUUCGGGGAGAAAAUUCCACUUCUUGUCAAAUUUUUCUGAAAAGCGUAUACCUGUUCCAGUAAUCUUCCACAUCACACAUCACUCAGCGCGGCAUGUAUGAGCGUGCUUUACGCAAGCCCACUAUGUAAGCGUACUAGUGGUGGCACACAAUUCAAUCUUUGUUUUAAAUUAUAAUAGGAAUGAGCAUUUUAUGUAUCAUGUUCUUAAAAUUAUGCAUAUAGCCUAAUUUAAACAAAAAUUAAAUAAUUUACUAGCUUUCAGUAGCAAUCUUACUGCAGCAGCAUUUCAGUAGCUAUAGUGAUCCCAGGUCCAUUAUAUAUUAUGCUAUGAUGUUAAAAGAUCUAUUUUCUCCUCUUUCCGUUGGUUAGGUACAACAUUUCCACUGGAGAUUAUCCACCAUUUGACACAUUUAGUGAUGAAAAUGACAAUCCGUAAGUAUUCAUAUGUCUUACAAUCGUGACCAUGAACCUUUCAACAAUUAAUUAUCUGUUGCUUUUCGAACAUCGAUGCUUGUUGGCUUAACCUUUGAAGGUUAAAAUUAUUUCAGCCAACUCAUUUUGGCAUAAUAAAAGGGAAAAGAAAUUCAUAUAUAGUGAUAGAAUUAUAGUUGAGCGUGUAUACAGAGCGAAGCAUUGUACUUAGACGAGACUGAUGUUUUCCGAGGGUGGAGGCAGUUGAAAGUUUUUCCGAAUUUUUAUGGAGAAUUGUAAUGAAAUAACCGGAUUUUAACAUAUCUUCUGAUAAAUCUGCCCGAAUUUUCGUGAUUUUUCCUAGCAUUUGCCCGAAUUUCUAUGGUUUUUCAAAAUUUGGGGUGCGGGCAGUUACCCCCCCCCCCUCUCUGCCCCCUGUCUUGUACGCCUAUGCAAAACCACCAGACUAAAAACUAUUGUACUAAACUACUAAAUUUUUGUAUUUCAUAAGGAAUGCGGGUGUAAAUUCUCCAGUCAAAAACAAUCCAAAAGUGAAAGUCAGUGCUGCUCAGCUGCCAUUACAACUUGCCAUCAACACCGCUCAAUUUGGACGUACUUUCCAAGAUCGAUCUCAUUUAUUCAAGCUCGUACCCAGGCCUAAAAAGGUGACCAAUAAUGACGUCAUUUAUAAUCUAAACGUGCGAGGAAAGCGCGGGAAUAUCGUGCAAGCUUUUCCAGCUGUAGAAUACGACUUUAUCCCGAAACGAAUGACUAUUUCUAGCGCAAGUCUUGUGCAUAUCCAGUGGACUGGUAAGUUUUGGUAAUUACAUUAAAUAAGAUAUAAGAUGAUGGAGUCGCCUUUUCAUGCUGGAAAUCGUGAAAACGGUUGUCACCAUAUUUUUCAUACAUUGUGUUAUAACUGAGCCGGGAUGUAGGCAGCUGAUGUGGCUGCCACUGAAAUAACUAAUUUUGUACAUCUUGUCAAGUUUAAAGUAUAAAGUAUAAAUUGAGCAAGAAAUGCAUCAAAAACUGCAUCGUGUACCCCUUUUUACUCCAUUAUUUAGCAUAAUAAAAACAGUGAAUAUGUUCAUAAAAGUUAAAAUCACCAUCUCUUUCUUUCAAAGGAUCAAACACCAACCCUAGUGGCAAUGCCGGACAAGGAACUGCAGGUGUGUUUAGUUAUAUGUAAACAAUAUGAAAAAUUAUACAUGUAAAUUACCAAAAAUCAACAUAGUUUUUCUAGGUUUUAAAUGCGUUAUUCCAAUAAAUGCUUAAUGAAGGCGCCUUAAUCUAACUUUGCGCAAAUACAUUCUUCGAGUGCCGAUUUUUAUUGAAUCUUCGCACAUGUCGAUAUUGGAUAAUUUCAGUCAAUUGUCUAACAGGAUUAACAAAUGAAAUUGUUAUUCGGUAUUAAUGCUAUUUUCCAUUAGUUACACGGAAAAGUAUAAAUAAAUAUUUUCAAAUUUUAUAUCUUACUAUAUCUUAGAGAAUAGGUACGAAUUACCUCACCAAAUACUCUUUACCGCAACACAAUGACUACAUAUUAACAACAAGCGUAUAAACUAUCGUGUAAACACAGCAAGUUGAUUCGAAAUAAAUACCCAUGGAUAUCCGCAAAAUGUUCGCAGUUAAGAGAAAGCCUUCCAUCAUCAAAAUUGAUUAAAAAGAUUUCGAUUAUCUUUAUCAUUCGAAGUCCCACUUGCUGAAAGUUUUGAUAUUUGCCUUGCGUUGGGAGAAAAUGGGAUCUCAUCAGGAAGAAAAAAACUUGAUGAACUUUUAUAAUAUGAAAUAAUAUUUUCAUCAUUAGGCUUAAUGGAGUUAUUGAGAAGCUGGAAAGUUGCGAGAGCACUCAAGCGUUAGAGUUGGUCUUGGGGGAGGGACUUGUCUUUUCGUGCUCUCCCAACUUUCAGUGUACAGUCGAACCUCUAUUAAGCGGCCACCCUCGGGGAUCUGCUUUGUGGCCGCUUAAUAAAGGAGGCCCCUAAAUAGAGGUACGCAAAUAAUAUACCUUGGGCGUAGUCAAUGCUUUUGAGGUGUAAAGCUUUUGAGGUGUAAAGUGGCAUGUGUUAAAACAUAUUUUUUAAGCCUUAUUUUACAAAUAAAGCAAAUUAGGUCGACUUUUAUUAUCGGCCCUCUUGACAAGGUGUUGCGCCAAGUAAAUCCUGGAGGCUGGCCGCUUAAUAGAGGUAAACAUUGACAUAGAACAUGAUUUGGGACCGCUCUUUGGUGGCCGCGGCCGUAUAAUAGAGGUGGCCGUUUAAUAGAGGGAUAGUUUAUAGUAUUUGUAUUACAAAAAUUUCGGGACUUUGAUAUGUGACCGUUUAAUAGAGGGUGGUCGCUUAAUGGAGGGCCGCUAAAUAGAGGUUCAACUGUAUUUAAAACGCGAUAUAUUGAGCACGGAAGUCGAUCUCAAAAAAUCUUAAUAAAGGGUAUUGGAAAUAAAAAUUUUUAUUGCUUUAUCUGAGAGAACAUGAAAAAAUAAGCCGAUUGGCUGUUUACUGCUCUAUUCUAUUUCAUCUGGUUCCGAAGUUAUACGCAAAAAUGUGCAACAUGUCAAUUGCUGAUUCAGCACAACGUGUGACGUCAUUAGUUGGGUAAGUAUGUUUAUUGAAUAGUAAACUGAAGCAUAGCUCAGUUAUUAAUGGCUCAAUCAAAUGAAAUUUUGCGUACAGAUAGCACAUGAUGAGACGCAUGGGAAAAUACUUCUAAUUUUGUUGUCAAGGCAACACAGUCGUUCCCAGGCCCCUUACACUGAUUUUGAAUAACUAGUUGCAUUUAUCUAUGGGUAUGUCAUUUCCGAAUUAUUAUCAUGCAAGUAAACUUUUGGCAUCCAUAGGUAUGGUACACAUACUUCUGAUAAUAUUUUGUUCUUAUAAGUACCAUGAAUAAAGCUGUUUUAUAAAAUGGGCGCAAGGGCCCUGGGAACGACAUUGUUACCUUGGCAAUAAAAUUAGAAGUGUUUUUCAAUGCGUCUCACAUGUACAAUCAGUAUCCAAAAUUUCAUUUGAUUUGGGCACAUAAUAACUGAGCUAUGCUUCAGUUUAAUAUUCAUUAAACAUACUUACCCAAGCAAUGACCUCCACGUUGUGCUGAAUCAGCAACUUAUAUUUUGCAAAUUUUUGCGUAUAACUUCGGAACUAGAUGAGAUAGAAUAGAGCAUUAAACGGCCAAUCGGCUUAUUUUUUCAUGCUCUUUCAGAUGAAGCAAUAAAUUUUUUUGUUGCUAAUACCCUUUAACUUAACUCAGACCUUUUAUUCAUUUAAUUAUUUCAUAAGAAACUUUUAAAUGCAUAUAGAUCUCAACUUUUUCGUGCGGGUACUCAUUGAACAUAUGAAACUGAACAUUUAACUGGAAAGCAAAUUUUACUCGUUUUUCGUGAAUAAACGUGAAAACAAUUACUUAUUGACUAACUGCAACUAAGUACUUUCAAGGCCCAGAUUAAUUCGGAAAAAUUCAAAAUUUUUAUGGUGGGGGGAGGGGCGAGUUUCCUAAGGGGGGGGGGGCGAUAUUCCUAGGGUAUUCGCCCCCCAGUAGGGGGGGGGGGCGAUAUCGAGUGACUUGAGACCGGUCUGAAUUACUUUCGUCCCGGUCUUAUGUAACAUCUAUUAUAAAUAAUACUAUGACCGGAACGAAAUGGUCCCGACUUCCUUCCGGUGUCCCAGGAAUUUCGCCCACCUUCAGUGUGGAAACAAACAAUUACGCCAGUUUUUUCUGCAAACAGUUUUUCCUAGUAAUAUCGCCCUACCGGGGGGUGAAAUUCCUAGGAAAUUCGCCCCCUUUAAGAAAUUUAGCCCCCUUUUAGACACUUCACCUUUGCUUUAGGAUUUUCGUCCUCCGCUAAAAAUUUCCUCCUUCCAAACAGUUGCAUACGAUAAUUAUUACAUAGCUUUAGUAAUUUGAAAUCAGUAUUCAGGGGCGUUGUGGGUCCCCUUUUUGGGGGGGGGCAAGGGCAGUAUUUUUCCGACAAACUCAAUUGGAAAAAAUUUCCGGACACGAACAUUUUAAUUUAUCUACCCCCCCCGUCGACAACUUUUUUGUAAAAAAAAUUUCCGACAAUUAAUUGCUUUCGUAGCACUUUUUCCGAACUAGCACUCGGCCGGCGGCGGGCCUGUGUAUAUAUGCAGGUAUGCUUGACCACGAAGAUUCCGACAACGUUUCCAAUUUUCCGACGGGUCUUAACAAUAGGGGGGCAUGCCCCCUCCAUCUGGCCCCCCGGUCACGGCGCCACUGUCAGUAUCAAUUCAAAAUUGUUAAGAAUACAAAUUUACAAUUACAUUUAUCGAAGGGCCUUACAGUAGACAUUAGGACUUAUGACGCUUCACAGCACAGCAUGCAUAUUUUGCAUUUUCGGUGCUCAUCCUAAUUCAAACUCAUUAACAUUGUUAGAAAGUAAUCACCGUGGUGAUUAUUGUAAUUAUUGAUAUUGUCAAACUUUUAUUAACUGACACAUGCAUAAACUAUAUGUUUUUUUAUAAGACAACCGUUUAACUUCAUUAUAAAGAGCACUAAAAAUUAUCUACUUGUCUCUACCGAUGCAGAAUUCACAAACUUAUUCAUUGACAUUGAUUGAAAAUAAUUGAAUUAGUUAUGUAAUUCUUAUAAUAUAGAUCUUUUUAUGGCUUUUGUUCGCAAUACUAUAUACCACCACAUCAGCUAUGGCUAAGCUAUAAAUUUACUAUCGUGACAAUCGUGUUUAUAGAAGAAAUACGUUUAGUUUCAUUGUUAUUACUAACAGUAGUCAGUGACAUAUUUGGCGAAUUUUAACAUCGUUGUCUUGGCCUCAGCGUGUUGUUAUUUUCCUAUGUUGUCAAAAUUUAUACGGGGGGGGGGGGCGAAAUUCCUGAAGGAGGCGAUAUUCCUAGGAUAGUCGCACCCCGGAGGGGAUAUUCCUAGGAAUAUCGCCUCCCUUUUGAGAGGGGGAGAAUCUCCUGGGUGGGGGUGGGGGCGAAAUUCCUGUGACACCGAUCUUAUGUAAACGGGGCCUAAAUUUCCAAUUUUUCUACGCAGGUACAGAUCGUCACAACAUGGUGGAGAUGGCCGACCCAUCUGUGAACUAUCCUUUAACAUCAGAAAAGCCAUUAACAAUGUUCACUAACGCUGAAAUCGUUUGGACAAGUGAUGAAGAAACGAAGACUAAACAAGAUCUUAUUUUGAGUAUGGCUUCCUCUGGCUACUACAACAGCAUGACGCUCUGUAAGGCUUCUCCACAGAAAACAGCGCUUAAUGACGAGUUAAACAAUGGUCCAGCAUCGUAUCGUGGCAUGCUAUUGAGGUUUGCACCAGGAGAAUAUUACUACAUGUGUACAAGAAACAACAACUUCACAAACCGUAACCAGAAAGGAAGACUCGUGGUCAAAAAGGCGCCAGCAAGCGUGAUCAGCAAGAAGUAA